CUGAGCCCUCCUGACCAGAAAACCCGACCACGUGGCUCCCUGCCCAGGGCACCCUCUGCGCAGCCGUCGAGGCCCUGGCAGCCGUGGGGCCCCUGGCAGCCGUGGCCACGCCCCCCCGGGGGAGGAGCUGGACGCCAUUGGCUGUCCGGGCCCGCGGCGACCGCCGUUGGCCAGCAGAUGGCCCGGUGCAGUCCCCUGGUUGGCUUGUACAUUUCCGCAUCUGCUGGUUUUCUGCCCUGCUCCUGCCUCUCCCUGUUCAGCUGCUUGGCUGCUCCCAGAUAGGAGCGGAAGGGUUGUGGGAGUAUGUCUAGGCGUUAAGUCUCAGCCGGAGGAUGGAGGCUAGGGACAGUGCUCUGACCCACGUAGGUUCCCUUUGGCUUCAGUACAAAUUUCCGUGACCUUGGGAAGGUUACUUAACCUCUCUGAGUCUGUUUGCUUUCCUGUAAAACAGGAGCCUAAAUAUGGAAGGUUUGUAGCAUAAUUUAGGGGACUACGAAGCAAUUUAACAUUCGUAGAGUUAGCAGUCAGUAAAGGGUAGAUGUUACCUGAGUCCUCGCUGUUGGCACCGUGACUCCUGAGAACUUAGAGCCAAUCAGGAAAGCUAUAUGCAUCCUCACUAUUCUCUUCCAUCUCCACCAAGAUUUAUAUCACAAUAUUGAGUGUCUUCAUGUUUCCAUCUUUUCCCUCACAUUAAUAACGUGCUCAGCUUUUAGUUUUCACAAAAACUUUGUGACAGAGUUAUUUUUGUUAUUCAUAUUUUAUAGAUGAGGAGACAGGCUUCUUAGAAAGAUCCUAUGACUGGUCUGUGGCAGAACAGGGGCUUGAACCCAGUCUCCCAUAGGUCCCACAGCACAGAACCAGGCAUCGUGCUGACACUGGGCCAGGGCGACGUGGGCCAGCUGGGGCUGGGCGAGAAUGUGAUGGAGAGGAAGAAACCAGCCCUGGUGCCCAUUCCGGAGGACAUCGUGCAAGCUGAGGCUGGGGGCAUGCAUACUGUGUGUCUAAGCAAAAGUGGCCAGGUCUACUCCUUCGGCUGCAACGAUGAAGGAGCCCUGGGACGGGACACAUCAGUGGAGGGCUCAGAGAUGGUCCCCGGGAAAGUGGAACUGCAAGAGAAAGUGGUACAGGUGUCAGCAGGAGACAGUCACACAGCAGCUCUCACUGAGGAUGGUCGAGUUUUCCUCUGGGGCUCCUUCCGGGACAAUAAUGGUGUGAUUGGACUCUUGGAGCCCAUGAAGAAGAGCAUGGUGCCUGUGCAAGUGCAGCUGACUAUGCCUGUAGUGAAGGUGGCCUCAGGAAAUGACCACUUGGUGAUGCUGACAGUUGAUGGUGACCUCUACACUUUGGGCUGCGGGGAGCAGGGCCAGCUGGGCCGUGUGCCUGAAUUAUUUGCCAACCGUGGUGGCCGUCAGGGCCUUGAACGACUCCUGGUCCCCAAGUGUGUGAUGCUGAAAUCCAGAGGAAGCCGGGGUCAUGUCAGAUUCCAAGAUGCCUUCUGUGGUGCCUACUUCACCUUCGCCAUCUCCUGUGAGGGCCAUGUAUAUGGUUUUGGCCUCUCCAACUAUCAUCAGCUUGGAACCCCAGGGACAGAAUCUUGCUUUGUACCCCAAAACCUGACAUCCUUCAAGAACUCUACCAAGUCCUGGGUGGGCUUCUCUGGUGGCCAGCAUCAUACAGUCUGCAUGGAUUCAGAAGGAAAAGCGUACAGCCUGGGCCGGGCUGAGUAUGGGCGGCUAGGCCUUGGGGAGGGUGCUGAGGAGAAGAGCAUACCCACCCUCAUCUCCAGGCUCCCUGCUGUCUCCUCAGUGGCUUGUGGGGCCUCCGUGGGGUAUGCUGUGACCAAGGAUGGUCGUGUGUUUGCCUGGGGCAUGGGCACCAACUAUCAGCUGGGCACAGGGCAGGAAGACGAUGCCUGGAGCCCAGUGGAGAUGACAGGCAAACAGCUGGAGAACCGUGUGGUCUUAUCUGUGUCCAGUGGGGGCCAGCACACAGUCUUACUAGUCAAGGACAAGGAACAGAGCUGAUGAAGCCUCUGCGGGCCUGGCUCCCGGCCCCCCACCCUCUCUCCUGGAACUGAGAAGCUAUGAAAACUACAGAUUCCAGCAAGCCUCCCCCAGCCCCGAGUGCUGUCAUCUCCUGCCUUUUUCCUAUCAGCAGAACAGAAUCCUUUUCCUCUUUUCCAUCCUCCUUUCCUGAAUCAUCCUGCAACCUACAGGAUGAAGGGGAGGUGGGAGGGAAUGGAAGAGGGGAGGGGGUUUCAGCAGCCGGAACAUUGCUCACCCCAGAGCUCUGUGGUUAGACCUUUCUCCCUCAUCCCUACCUCCCAUGGUCCUGGCUGACCCUGGUUUUGCCUGCCAAAAACCAAAAAUUCCUCCCCUCAGGAUUUGGUGCCCACGUUCUGAAAAGUUGGGGAUCUUCAGGCCCUACUGUAGCCAUGUGCCACUCUGUCCUUCACAAUCCACAGGCAUAUAAAUGGUAUGGUGGUCAGACCCAGCUGUCAUGGACCUAUGCCUGGGGGAAACCUGAGAUGGGGCAGGGCUGCCCAGCCAUGGGCAACCCCAAGCCAAAUAUGUGGCCCUCAACAGAUGUUCAUGGGGAAGAAAAAAUGAUCCUCCACUUGAUCAAGAAAAAAGCCAAUCAGCCUUUAUCCCAGAAGCACAAAGCAUUCUGCCCUUCAGGUAUUGCCUGAGUAUCCUGCCCAUCCAACCUGCCUUACCUGCAGCCAAGGGCCUGAAGUCUGGAAAGGAAGCUACAUCUGCAGGGCAGGACAUGGAGGGAAGGGGAAGGAAAGUUUUAUAAACAAACUUAUAGCAAUAUUGAAAGUGAAGGGAGGGGAGGGGAAGGGGGUCAGAGGGCCAGAGUCUGGUGCCCAGGAAGGGAAGCAGCAGCUUGUACAGUGGCUGAGAAAAUAGAAAACUGUUUUGAUUUUUUAAAAAUGUAAAGUAUUUUGGAGGGGAGAGUGAAAUCUUUUAACACUUUGAAUAAAUUUAGAGUUUUAUAAAACAGGCCACUUGUUUUUUACAUACUCCCUGCUUUUUUAAGGGAGCACCUGCUGUGUUGGGAAGAGCAGAAUAAAACCAUACCUAUGCACCUGGUCAAA
Nyctereutes procyonoides (raccoon dog) is the source of this 3100-nucleotide messenger RNA. It is a transcript of the gene RCC1, whose product is annotated as regulator of chromosome condensation 1. Gene Ontology annotation, molecular function: guanyl-nucleotide exchange factor activity. The record is from RefSeq and is a predicted model, not a curated record. Lineage: Eukaryota; Metazoa; Chordata; Mammalia; Carnivora; Canidae. Gene Ontology annotation, cellular component: cytoplasm. The transcript is spliced from 9 exons. The coding region runs from base 795 to 2024 and encodes 409 amino acids.